AUGAUACGCCCGAUAGCGUUAUAUUCGUGUGAAACCUGGGCCACGACCAAAACAGACAAGCAAAACCUAGCAAGAUUUGAAAGAAAGGUGUUACGGCAAAUUUUUGGCCCCAGAAGAAACCAAAACACGGGAGACUAUGAGCAAAGGAAGAAUGAAGAGGUGAUAAACAUGUUAGAGGAUUCGGACAUAAUAGCUACUAUGAAAAUCAAAAGGAUAAGCUGGGCAGGGCAUAUAUGGCGAGGCCGAGAGCAGACAAUUGGCCAAGUCAUCUACUGGAAGCCGAAGAGCAAAAGAUCACUCGGCCGCCAAGACAAAGAUGGGUAG
Cinara cedri is the source of this 324-nucleotide messenger RNA. The record is from the annotation of a GenBank genome assembly. Lineage: Eukaryota; Metazoa; Arthropoda; Insecta; Hemiptera; Aphididae.